Molecule: messenger RNA, 3079 nt
Organism: Thrips palmi
Lineage: Eukaryota; Metazoa; Arthropoda; Insecta; Thysanoptera; Thripidae
Product: pikachurin
Exons: 12
Coding region: 95-3079 (994 amino acids)
Source: RefSeq, a predicted model, not a curated record
CCGCACGCCCUGGAUGCCUGGAUGCGCGCGACGCGCGUGUGUGAGACAGAGACCGGCGCCGCGCUGGUGUGCGUGAGUAGUGAGUAGUGCCGCGAUGACGCCGGGCCGGCUGCGCCUUGGGCUGCGCCGGCGUGCCCGGGCCGGCCCCCUCGUGGGGCUGGCGCUCGGCGUGCUGCUCGCGACCCUUGUGGAUACCAGCACCCAGUUCGACUUCACCAAGGCCAACUUCGAGGCGGCCUUCCAAGGCCGGUGCGGGCGGGAGAGCCCUUGCGAACAGCUGUGCUUCGAGCUCCACGACGGCAUGUUCGAGUGCGAGUGCCGGGACGGCUACGUCCUGCACCUCAACGGCUACGGCUGCCUCGUGACGCCGCCCACGCAGUACGCCGAGCCGGACGACGAGGACGAGGCCGAGCCGGCGGCCGGCGAGCAGGUGACGGACUACGAGUCCAUCCUCUACUCGAUGGGCGCCGAGAUGGUGGCCAACCAGGACGAGAGCGUGGUCGCCGCCGCCGCGCCCAACAUCACCGUCACGUCGUACGUGAUCACGCCGCCGCGCGUGCCGGACGCGUCCACGGCGCGGCCGGGUCCGUCGCCGACCCCGAGGACCACGACGGCGGCCCCCACGCCGGAGCCGCCGCGCGUGCAGUUCGUGCCGGUGCGGCCCGACGAGGAGAACGCCCUCGACGGCGUCCUGGUGGAGGCGUGCCCGCUGGACUGCGGCCCGGGCGGCGCCUGCAUCACCGAGACCACCGAGGCCGCCGAGACGGACGAGCGCCACCCGCAGCGCUGCCAGUGCCCGCUGGGCCGCGGCGGCGCCGCCUGCCAGGACGUGGUACAGCACUACCCGAGGGCCCGGUCCUGGAGUGACUCUACCCUGACGGCCCCUCUCGUCCUCCUGGUGGUUACAGAGGUGACGCUGCACUACCCGCGCUUCUCCGGGCGCGGCUGGCUGGCGUUCCCCGCGCUGCGCGCCGCCUACAAGCGCGUCUCCAUCCACGUCGAGUUCCGGCCCGAGGCCUGGGACGGCGUGCUGCUGCUGGCCGGCGAGCGGGACGACCUCACCGGGGACUACCUGGCCGUGGUCAUCAACAAGGGCUUCGCCGAGUUCAGGUUCGACUGCGGCUCGGGACAGGGGGUGGUCCGCUCCGACGAGACGGUGCUGCUGAACCAGUGGAACCGGCUGUCCGUGCACCGCCACCGCUGGGACGCCACGCUGAGGCUCAACAACGGCAAGAGGGUGGCGGGCCGCUCCAAGGGCCUGUUCUCGCGGAUCACCUUCCGCGAGCCGCUGUUCCUGGGCGGCGCGGGCAACACCACGGGGCUGGCGGGCAAGCUGCCCGCGGAGCGCGGCCUGCGAGGCUGCGUCCGCCACCUGGAGGUCAACGACCAGCUCUACGACUUCAGCGAGGACGCCAUGCAGGGCUUCGACGUGGCGGAGUGCAGCUCGGACCGGUGCAGCAAGGUGCCCUGCAUGCACGGCGGCAAGUGCGUGACGGCGGGCGAGCUCCACCUGCAGCAGGCCCAGCAGGCCCAGCAGGCCAACGCCAGCCUCGGGCAGCCCUCCGCGGUGUGCCUCUGCCCGCUGGGCUACUCCGGGGAGCUGUGUGAGACCAGGGUCGACCUCCUGGUCCCCUCGUUCAACGGGUCCAGCUUCCUGCGCUACCCGGGCCUCGGCGACACGGCGCUGUCGUGGCUCGACCUGCAGCUCACGCUCAAGCCCACGGCCGCCAACGGCCUCGUCAUGUACAACGGGCACCGCUCGGACGGCGUGGGCGACUUCAUGGCGCUCUACAUGGUGGACAGGCACAUCGAGUUCAGCUUCGACCUGGGCUCGGGGCCCGCCACCGUGCGGAGCUGGCGGCCGCUGUCGCUGGGCGAGUGGCACGACGUCCGGGUGUCGCGGACGGGCCGCCUGGCCGUGCUGCAGGUGGACGAGCACCCCCCCGCCCAGGUGGUGAGCCCCGGCGCCUUCCUGCAGCUGUCGCUGCCCCUCAGCCUGUACCUGGGCGGCGUGCCCGCCGUGCCCUCCUUCCACGCCGCCGCCACCAAGACCCGCGCCAAGGGCUCCUUCGUCGGCUGCAUCCAGAAGGUGCUGGUGAACGAGAAGCCCCUCCACCUGCUGGCCAGCGCCCUGGCCGGCGUCAACGUGGACAACUGCGCGCACCCGUGCGCGGCGCGGCCGUGCGGCGCGCAGGGCCAGUGCGUGCCGCAGCGGGACUACUUCAGCUGCCUGUGCCCCGGCAUGGCGGAGAGCCUGGAGCCGGGCCUGGAGUGCCCGACGCACGCCGAGGGCGCCGCCAAGGAGGCCGCCAAGGAGGCCGUCAAGGCCGCCGCCAAGGCCGUCGCCAGGGGCGCCGUCAAGAAGGCCGUCAAGGCUGCCCCCCACGACGUGGAGCCCAUGGCCGAGGUGGGCGCCACGGUGACGGCCACCACGACCCCCGCCGCCCCGAAGCACCCCGACGAGCACCGCGACGAGCACCGCGUCUCUGCCGGCUUCAAGGCGGUCGGCUUCAUGCACUUCGUCGACGCCGACACCGUGCGCAGGUCGACCAGCGACCAGCUGCGCGUCAACCUCCGCCUGCGCACCACGGCCAGCUCGGGGCUGGUGCUGUGGACGGGCCGUCGGCGCGAGGACGACGACGAGGAGGUGCAGGCGGUGCACCAGCGCCACGGCGUGCACCCGUCCUUCGGCAACGACUUCCUGGCCCUGGCCGUGCAGGACGGCUUCGUGCACCUGCGGCUGGACCUCGGCUCGGGCGAGUUGUUCCUCGGCUACAACCUGACGAGGGUGGACGACGGCCAGUGGCACCGCGUCGUGGUGGUGCGGCGCGGCCAGGACGCCACCAUCAGCGUGGACAACGGGCCGGGGCUGGGCCGGACGGCGCCCGGCCGCCUGCGCCAGCUCAACACCAACACGGGCCUCUACGUCGGCGGCGUGCCGGACCCUGCGCGGUCGACGCGGGGCCGCUACUCCGCGGGGCUGGACGGCUGCGUCGCCGACCUGGUGCUCGACGAGGACCACGCCGUCCGCCUGGACUCGCCGUCGGGGGAGUCGGCCAACGUGGCGGCGUGCGGCUGA